Molecule: messenger RNA, 2263 nt
Organism: Clarias gariepinus (North African catfish)
Lineage: Eukaryota; Metazoa; Chordata; Actinopteri; Siluriformes; Clariidae
Gene: wnt9a
Product: wingless-type MMTV integration site family, member 9A
Exons: 5
Coding region: 48-1178 (376 amino acids)
Biological process (GO): multicellular organism development; canonical Wnt signaling pathway; cell fate commitment
Cellular component (GO): extracellular region
Molecular function (GO): frizzled binding; cytokine activity
Source: RefSeq, a predicted model, not a curated record
CAGGAGCUCAGACGGAGCGCAAUGGUCUGCUGCAGAGACGCUGCAAAAUGCUGGAUGGACGAGUCGCCGUGCGGGCAUGGAGCACUCUCACUCUCAUAGCGGCACUGUGCAGCCUCCCGCCCCCGUCCCACGCCUACUUCGGGCUGACGGGAAAUGAGCCACUGUCCAUCCUACCUCUGAGCUUCCAGCCUGAGGACGGACCAGCGAGGGCACACUAUAAACUCUGCGACCGUCUCAAAUUGGAAAAGAAGCAGCGCAGGAUGUGCAGACGAGACCCGGGUGUGGCCGAGACGCUCAUGGAGGCCAUCAGCCUCAGCGCCCUUGAGUGUCAAUACCAGUUCCGUUUUGAGAGGUGGAACUGCACAUUAGAGGGGCGCUACAGAGCAAACAUUUUAAAAAGAGGUUUUAAAGAGACAGCGUUCCUCUAUGCAAUCUCCUCAGCCGGUUUGACCCAUGCCAUGGCUAAGGCAUGCAGCGCGGGACGAAUGGAACGCUGCACCUGUGACGAGGCUCCUGACCUGGAGAACCGAAAGGCCUGGCAGUGGGGUGGCUGUGGAGACAACCUCAAAUAUAGCAACAAGUUUGUCAAGGACUUUUUGGGCAAGAGGUCCAACAAGGACCUGCGUGCCCGUGUCGACAUGCACAACAGCCACGUUGGCAUGAAGGGGCAUAUUGGCAACAUCCUCAGGAUGUCUUCAAGACUUUAUACUGUCAUUAAGGCUGGCGUGGACACGACCUGUAAGUGCCAUGGCGUGUCCGGCUCGUGUACGGUGCAGACGUGUUGGCGUCAGCUAGCACCGUUCCACAAGAUCGGCAUGGUGCUGAAGCAGCGCUAUGAGGCGGCGCUCAAGGUGGCCAGUGCCACUAACCAGGCAAAAGGAGAAGGCGAGCCAGCCCACGCACCACCCCGCGCCCGAGCCGAGCCUUUCUCACGCACCUCUGACCUGCUGCACAUUGAGGACUCGCCCAACUUUUGUCAGGCCAGCAUGUACUCAGCGGGGACAGCAGCACGCAAGUGCCACAAGGACAAGAACUGCGACGCCAUCUGCUGUGGACGUGGCCACAACACGCAGAGCCGUGUGCUAACCCGGCCGUGCCAAUGCCAGGUGCGCUGGUGCUGCUACGUCGAGUGCAAGCAGUGCACGCAGAAAGAGGAGGUCUAUACGUGCAAGGGGUAAAAACAAAUACCCCUCACUAACAAUCCCGCAUGGACAACGAGGGUUUCUGAGCCUGACUGGAAAAAAGUGACGGAUGCUCGUACACUUUGGGACCAAAAUGGAGGGAGUGUAACUUUUUUUUUUUUUUUUUUUGGAGAAAAUUAUUUACAGUUGUGAUGUUUUUUGUUGCUUUGACGCUCCGGAAACCUUCAGAAAAUCAACCAGGAGAGAAAAAGUGGUCCAUAUCUAAUAAGUGUGUGAGAGAGAGAGUUUUUAUGUGUGUGUGUGUGUGUGUGAGUGUGUUUGCAUGCUAGCAUUAUAAAAUAAGGAAAAAAAAAAACCUACCGACAGGGGUGUGAGAUUUGUUCGAGUAGCACAUACCUUCCUCACCCAUGCUACAGUGUGUAUAUGCACCGUGUACAUAGCAGAAAGUGUAUUAUAGUUAUUAUAUAUAUAUAUAUAUAUAUAUAUAUAUAUAUAUAUAUAUAUACAGAGAUAGAGAUAUAUAGAUUUAUAUAUUCGCACCACUUAUCAUAAAUAUGUAAGAAACAGUUAUAACCACUAGGCACGUCAAAAUGCUGUUGUUCACUUCAGCGUGGAACAAGAAGCGAAACAGUGACAGGGCUUCAGGGGACUGAUGAGAUUGGUUUCCUCACACCGUCACUUCCAUAUAAACAUAUUAAUCCUUUACGAAUAAACCCUACACGUUUCCCUUUACGCUACGUGUACGCGACCUGGCUGCAGUGUGAGCUAAAACACUAGAUAGCUUCAGCAAAAACUUCUCAACAUCGUUAGCUUUAAGGUUAAUGUAAAAGAGUAGACUGGACAAUUUCAUUUGUGCCCAAAUGAUCACUUUAAAUAAUCGUUUGAUUCAGGGAAUCUUCUGUAGAACCACUAAUCAUGUCAUCCAUCCCAGGGGUUUCACACACACACACACACACACACACACACACAUCGAGGCGAUGUCCCAAACGCUGGUGCGCACUCAACCACCUCUGUUUCAUUCACACUUCAGUGUAGCGACUGUGUUACAACUAGCCAGCACUAGUAAAGACUUAGCUAACAUGUCAUAGCACUAGUAAUGACUUUAAGCAGCUUCUGAGACA